Messenger RNA from Globicephala melas (long-finned pilot whale), 3710 nucleotides. It is a transcript of the gene SLC12A1, whose product is annotated as solute carrier family 12 member 1. Gene Ontology annotation, biological process: cell volume homeostasis; sodium ion transmembrane transport; chloride transmembrane transport. Lineage: Eukaryota; Metazoa; Chordata; Mammalia; Artiodactyla; Delphinidae. Gene Ontology annotation, cellular component: apical plasma membrane. The record is from RefSeq and is a predicted model, not a curated record. Gene Ontology annotation, molecular function: sodium:potassium:chloride symporter activity.
ACGUCUUUUACAUUGCUACCGAACCGAUCAGCGAACACAGACAAACCUGCCAACACUUAAAUCUACUGGCUGGAUUUCAUCUCCAUGGCAACAAGCAUGGAAGCUUUGAAGAACAUUCUGAAGCUUGUAUGGGAGACAAUAUAUCAAGAAUCUAUUUAUUGAGUUCUUCUAGAACAAAAGCCAGGAGCUCCCUAAUGUAAACACAUUAGUGUUUGUUUUGAGGAGGAAAUCUAUAGACUUUUUUUAAGCAACCGUAAAGCAGACAGCUUAGUUCAAAACAUCCGUUUCGGAAGAUGUCACUGAACAACUCUUCCAAUGUAUUUCUGGAUUCCGCACCCAGUAAUGCCAAUCGCUUUCAAGUUAAUGUCAUAAAUGAGAGCCAUGAGAGCAGUGUGGCUGCGAAUGACAACACUGACCCUCCACAUUAUGAGGAAACCUCUUUUGGGGAUGAAGGCCAGAACAGAUUCAGAAUCAGCUUUAGACCUGGGAAUCAGGACCGCUAUGACAACUUCCUCCAAACUGGAGAAACUGCUAAAACAGAUGCCAGUUUUCAUGCUUAUGAUUCUCACACAAACACAUACUACCUACAAACCUUUGGCCACAACACCAUGGAUGCUGUUCCCAAGAUCGAGUACUAUCGCAACACUGGCAGCAUCAGUGGGCCCAAGGUCAACCGACCCAGCCUGCUUGAGAUUCACGAGCAACUGGCAAAGAAUGUAUCAGUGGCCCCGGGUUCAGCUGACGUGGUUGCCAAUGGGGAUGGGAUGUCUGGCGAUGAACAAGCUGAAAACAAGGAAGAAGACCAAGCCGGUGCCGUGAAGUUUGGAUGGGUGAAAGGUGUGCUGGUAAGAUGUAUGCUGAAUAUCUGGGGUGUCAUGCUCUUCAUUCGCCUCUCCUGGAUUGUUGGAGAAGCUGGGAUCGGUCUUGGAGUCAUCAUCAUUGGCCUGAGUGUGGUAGUGACAACACUCACAGGUAUUUCUAUGUCUGCUAUUUGCACAAAUGGAGUAGUAAGAGGAGGUGGGGCCUACUACCUUAUUUCCAGAAGCUUAGGGCCCGAGUUUGGUGGGUCUAUAGGCUUGAUCUUUGCUUUUGCCAAUGCAGUGGCUGUUGCUAUGUAUGUGGUGGGAUUUGCUGAGACUGUGGUAGAUCUUCUUAAGGAGAGUGAUUCGAUGAUGGUGGAUCCAACCAAUGACAUCCGGAUAAUAGGCUCCAUCACAGUGGUGAUUCUUUUGGGAAUUUCAGUAGCUGGAAUGGAAUGGGAAGCAAAGGCUCAAGUGAUUCUUCUGAUCAUUCUUCUCAUUGCUAUUGCAAACUUCUUCAUUGGAACUGUCAUUCCAUCCAACAAUGAGAAAAAGUCCAGAGGUUUCUUUAAUUACCAAGCAUCAAUAUUUGCAGAAAACUUUGGGCCAAGCUUCACAAAAGGUGAAGGCUUCUUCUCUGUCUUUGCCAUUUUUUUCCCAGCAGCAACUGGGAUUCUUGCUGGUGCCAAUAUCUCGGGAGAUUUGGAGGAUCCCCAAGAUGCUAUCCCCAGAGGGACCAUGCUGGCCAUCUUCAUCACCACUGUCGCCUACAUAGGAGUUGCUAUUUGUGUCGGGGCCUGUGUGGUCCGAGAUGCCACCGGGAGCGUGAAUGACACCAUCAUUUCUGGGAUGAACUGCAAUGGUUCAGCAGCCUGUGGGUUAGGCUACGACUUCUCAAGAUGUCGACAUGAACCAUGUCAGUAUGGGCUGAUGAACAAUUUCCAGGUCAUGAGCAUGGUGUCAGGGUUUGGCCCCCUCAUCACUGCUGGCAUCUUUUCUGCAACACUCUCCUCAGCCCUGGCCUCCCUCGUCAGCGCACCCAAAGUUUUCCAGGCUCUGUGCAAGGACAACAUCUACAAAGCCCUGCAGUUCUUUGCAAAGGGAUAUGGGAAAAACAAUGAGCCCCUGAGAGGAUACUUUCUCACUUUUGUUAUAGCCAUGGCGUUCAUUCUUAUUGCGGAACUGAAUACCAUUGCUCCCAUCAUCUCCAACUUUUUCCUGGCCUCAUAUGCACUCAUUAAUUUCUCCUGCUUUCAUGCCUCUUAUGCCAAAUCUCCAGGAUGGAGACCUGCAUACGGUAUUUACAACAUGUGGGUAUCUCUUUUUGGAGCUAUUCUGUGCUGUGCAGUCAUGUUUGUCAUCAACUGGUGGGCAGCUGUCAUCACCUAUGUCAUUGAGUUCUUCCUCUAUAUCUAUGUGACUUACAAGAAGCCAGAUGUGAACUGGGGCUCCUCCACGCAGGCUCUUUCCUACGUGAGUGCUUUAGACAAUGCUCUGGAACUAACUACAGUGGAAGACCAUGUGAAAAAUUUCAGGCCCCAGUGCAUUGUCUUAACAGGGGGACCCAUGACAAGACCUGCUCUCUUGGAUAUAACUCAUGCCUUCACCAAGAACAGUGGCCUUUGCAUCUGCUGUGAAGUCUUUGUGGGACCGCGCAAGCUGUGUGUUAAAGAGAUGAACAGCGGCAUGGCAAAAAAGCAGGCCUGGCUUAUAAAAAACAAAAUCAAGGCUUUUUAUGCAGCAGUGGCAGCAUAUUGUUUCAGGGAUGGUGUCCGAAGUCUCCUUCAGGCCUCAGGCUUAGGAAGAAUGAAACCAAACACUCUGGUGAUUGGAUAUAAAAAAAACUGGAGGAAGGCUCCCCUGACAGAGAUUGAAAACUACGUGGGAAUCAUACAUGAUGCGUUUGAUUUUGAGAUUGGUGUUGUCAUAGUCAGAAUCAGCCAAGGGUUUGACAUCUCCCAGGUUCUUCAGGUGCAAGAUGAAUUAGAGAAAUUAGAACAGGAGAGACUGGCUUUGGAAGCCACUAUCAAAGAUAAUGAAUGCGAAGAAGAAAGUGGAGGCCUACGAGGCUUGUUUAAAAAAGCUGGCAAGCUGAACAUUACUAAGCCAACUCCCAAAAAAGACAGCAGCAUUAACACAAUCCAGUCGAUGCAUGUGGGGGAGAUCAACCAGAAACUGGUGGAAGCCAGCACCCAAUUUAAAAAGAAGCAAGGAAAAGGCACAAUUGAUGUUUGGUGGCUGUUUGAUGAUGGAGGGUUAACACUCCUUAUCCCCUAUAUCUUGACUCUCAGAAAAAAAUGGAAAGACUGUAAAUUAAGAAUCUAUGUCGGAGGGAAGAUCAAUCGCAUUGAAGAAGAAAAAAUUACAAUGGCUUCCCUCCUGAGCAAAUUUAGGAUAAAAUUUGCAGACAUCCAUGUCAUUGGUGACAUCAACAUCAAGCCAAACAAAGAAAGCUGGAAAUUCUUUGAAGAAAUGAUUGAACCAUAUCGUCUCCAUGAAAGCUGCAAAGAUUUAACAACUGCUGAGAAAUUAAAGAGAGAAACUCCGUGGAAAAUUACAGAUGCAGAACUGGAAGCAGUCAAGGAAAAGAGUUACCGCCAAGUUCGACUGAACGAACUCUUACAGGAGCACUCAAGAGCUGCUAAUCUCAUAGUCCUGAGCCUUCCAGUGGCAAGAAAAGGAUCUAUAUCAGAUUGGUUGUACAUGGCUUGGCUGGAAAUCCUCACGAAGAACCUCCCUCCUGUCUUACUAGUUAGAGGAAAUCACAAAAAUGUCCUGACGUUUUAUUCCUAAAAGAUAAAGGAUUAGAACACAUUUUACCUUAAUGUAUGAGUAAGUAGGAGACAUGUUCCAGUACUUCAUGUUAUAAAUCUGAUCUGUGGAUAUGCAAACCUCUGGAGACCAAGUAAA